Molecule: messenger RNA, 1716 nt
Organism: Entamoeba invadens IP1
Lineage: Eukaryota; Evosea; Mastigamoebida; Endamoebidae
Exons: 1
Coding region: 1-1716 (571 amino acids)
Source: RefSeq, a predicted model, not a curated record
AUGAGAACUCUAACCUUCUUAUCAUUUACAAUAUUUACUGCUUUUUCGAAUGAUUGUAAUCCACCUGUAGAAAAUUGUCUAUCAUGCAAAACAGAUUCUUCAAAUCAAUGCGAUCUCUGUGAUUUAAAAUACUAUUUAAAAGAUGGAAAAUGCGAGGCAUGUUUAUUUGGAUGUGCUUUAUGUUAUAAUAGUUCUGUUUGCAUUACAUGUCUUUUUGAAUAUUAUCUUAAAGAAAAAACUUGCAAACCAUGUCAAAGUAAUUGUGCAACUUGCGAUGAUGCUUCUACUUGUACUGACUGUAAUGAUGGAUUUUAUCUAAACGAUAAAACAUGCACAAAAUGUCCAACUAAUUGUUCAGCUUGCGAUGAUGCUAACACUUGCACUGACUGUAAAUCUGGUUAUUAUUUUGAAAAUGAUAAUUGCAAACUAGAAGCAGUGUGUGAUACUUCUGCAACAGGAUGUUUAAAGUGCAAAGCUGAUCAAACAACUUGUCUUUCAUGUACAACUGGUUAUUAUUUAAGAAGUGGUUCUUGCACAAGAUGUGAAACUGGGUGUUCAGCCUGCAGUAAUGCUUCUAUUUGCAUUGCGUGUAAUGAAGGGUAUUAUCUUGAAAAAAGUAAUUGCAUCGCAGAAGUGGAGUGUAGUGCUACUGCAAAAGGAUGUUUAAAGUGCAAAGCUGAUCAAACAACAUGUCUUUCAUGCACAUCUGGUUAUUAUUUGGGAAGUGGUUCUUGCACAAAAUGUUCAAAUUGCUGUUCGAUUUGCAGCGAUGCUAACACUUGUACUGGUUGUAAUGAAGGGUAUUAUCUAAAGGGCAACACAUGCACGAGAUGUGGAUCUAAUUGUGUUUCAUGUAAUGUCAAAGGUUGUUCAAAAUGUGACCCAAUUUUUGUUGGAUAUAUUUCUUCUGAAGGUGUGUGUACUGCCUGUAACUCUGCAUAUAAUUGUGCCACGUGUAUCAAAGACACAAGAGAUACCAAUGGUGUCAAAUGUUUAACAUGUAAUGAACAAACUAAGAACAAAUACAUGAAUGGUAAUAAAUGUGUUGAUUGUGCAACUGGAAAAAUAACAACAGAUAAAAAGUGUGAUUCUUCAGCAAAUGCGUGUGGAAAUGGAUGUGCUGCAUGUGAAGAAGUUGCUGUAAGUACAACAACAAAAUGCACCAAAUGUACAAAAACAACUGAUUACGUUAAUCUUGAUGGAACAUGUGAUAAAACUUGCAAAACUGGUAAAGCUGAUAAAGAAUCAAUGAGGUGUGAAGAAUGCACAAUUGCUGACUGCGAAACUUGUGAAACAGUUGGAAAAGGUGAACAAUGCACUAAAUGUAAAACUAAAUACAUUGCUGCAGAUAAAUUUACAUGUGGUGAUACAUGCACCGUUGGUAAACCAGUUGAGACUCCAGUCAAAAAGUGUGAUACAUGUGCUACUGCUAAUUGCUAUGUUUGUGACAAAGACGGUAAGUGCAGUAAAUGCAAGACCAAUUUCAAUCUUAUGGCUGACACUUCGAAAUGUGUUGAGAAAUGUCCAGAAGGAUAUAUGACAGAUAAAAUCAAUGAAAAAUGCAUUAAAUGUAUUAUUGAGGGCUGCGCAACUUGUGAAAAGGUAAAUGAAUGCACUGCAUGUAUGGCUGAAUACAAAUUGGAAGGAGGAAGAUGCAAUGGAGCUAAUGCCUUUUACGCGUUUUUAGCAAUAGUCAUAAUGGCUUUCUUACUUUAA